This is a messenger RNA of Nymphaea colorata (pocket water lily), 2332 nucleotides long. RefSeq names its product sister chromatid cohesion 1 protein 4-like. Gene Ontology annotation, cellular component: synaptonemal complex; cohesin complex. Gene Ontology annotation, molecular function: protein binding; chromatin binding. Gene Ontology annotation, biological process: replication-born double-strand break repair via sister chromatid exchange; mitotic sister chromatid cohesion; synaptonemal complex assembly. Bases 230 to 2092 code for a protein of 620 amino acids. The transcript is spliced from 14 exons. Lineage: Eukaryota; Viridiplantae; Streptophyta; Magnoliopsida; Nymphaeales; Nymphaeaceae. The record is from RefSeq and is a predicted model, not a curated record.
UCCUUCUAGCUUCUGCCCGAAUCCUCUCUGUCUCUCUCUCUCUCCUCUGUAACAACCAUUUCCUCUGAGUAAUCACCUCUCUCUCUCUCUCUCUCUCUAUAAAGAGGAAGAAACGAAGUGGGAAGAAGAGAAGGGAGAGGCUAGCGAAAGGGACUCUUAAGAGUCGGGCGCAAUCUUGGUCAUCCAGGUCGCAGAAAAACAGCGGGCAGCUACUCCGGGAGCCGCCGAGAUGUUCUAUUCUCACUUCAUUCUCGCGAGGAAGGGCCCAUUGGGGACGGUGUGGAUGGCUGCGCAUCUCCAGAACAAGCUACGCAAGUCUCAGGUUACGGAGACGAACAUUUCUGCUUCCAUCGACUCGAUCAUGUUCCCGGAGGUUCCUAUUGCGCUGAGAUUAUCUGGCCACCUUCUACUUGGUGUUGUAAGAAUAUUUUCGAGGAAGGUUGACUACCUUCACCAUGAUUGUAAUGAAAUAUUGACGAAGCUGAGAUAUGCAUUUGCCUCGAUAGAAAUUGACCUGCCAGAAGAUGCAUCAACUGCGCCUAUCCACACUGUCACAAUUCCAGAGACUCUGGAACUUGAUGCCAUUAACCUGGAUCAAGCAAUGUAUGGAGUUACUGAGUUUCAGGACAUCCAUAUCAGAACUCAGGAAGAUAUAACAAUACCAGAUAAAGUUUGUGGAGAAGAAGAGCUGUAUGCCACUUUUAAUAUAAACGAGGAAUCCAGUUUUGACAGAAUUGAGGAGACAGUUGUUGCUGAUUUUGGUCCCUCGUAUAUGGAUGUAGAUUCACAUCCUUAUUUUCCAAGUUACGGCGAUGUUGCUGCUGAUGAUCCUACUACAACAGUCAACGUUGACAAGCACGAUGAACAGCACUAUCAGUAUGACAUUGUUAGAGAAGAUAUAGAGAUGGAGAUUAUGCGUGAUGCUGUAAAUGUUUCUGGGUCAACACAGGUUGUUAGUGAAUUUCAAGAUCUUGACAAGACCAACGAAGAACCUCAUGUACUUGGUGACCAAGUUGCUGAGGAUCGCCACCUCUCUUUUAUCAGUGAAGAAACUCCAACACGUUUGGCAUCUUCAUCACCUAAUUCACAUCAGUUACCCAAAGAUUUCUUCUUACCAGAAGCUAGCAAGGAGCAGGAGAACAAUUCAUUUGCUUUGAUCCCAACGCCACCAGCUCAACAGCCAGCAACCAAGCCAAGAAAGGCAAGAAAGAGAAAACAACGGUUUGAUGAGGUCAUUGUGUUAAGUAAUGAGUCCAUGAAGAAGCAGCUAGAUGACACACGGAACUUAAAGCGCAAAAGGAGAGCUCCUUGCACUGCUGUAAAGAUUCUGCUGUCUCAUAGGAACUCUCGCUGGGAGCAAAUUUUUCAAGAACCCUUGAUUUCUGGUAUGUCUGCAAAACUUGAGGACUUGUUGAAAAGGAAGCAUUUCCCCCCACUGAUUGGUCAAUCUUCUAGCGAGGUCAAUUUUGAACAUGGAGAAGCUGAACCUCCUAUUAGAACUCCAGUGGAUGAGCUUGAAAUCGAACAGCCCAGAUGUGAGGUUGGCUACAGUAAUGAUAUCGCUGCUGAAAUCCUACCCUCUAAGAACUUUACUCCCUCAACUGCAGCAACUUUGGAAUCAGCAGUUCACACAGAAAAUGAUUCUAGGAUGGGGUUUGAUCCUGAAAGAGAAGUACCAGCUUCUGCUGAGCCAAAUCUUUCUGGUAUAGAUGAAUCUGCUAUGGAUGAUGCCCAUCAGUUUACUCCAGAAGAGACCCCAGAAUUUAGGCUUAGACACAGUUCCGAGGAUCUGGAUUGCUUAGAAGCAGAUGCCUCUCAAACUGGAACUACACUAGACAGGGUUGAAAGCUGGUCUGUGAGAACCAGGGCUGUAGCGCAGUAUCUGAAGAAGUCUUUUAAGGGUCCACUAGAUUCGCCAGGAAGGUUGAACUUAAGCAAUAUUCUGGAAGGACGAAGAAGAAAAGAAUGUGCCCGCAUGUUCUAUGAAGUUUUGGUUUUGAAAAGCAGGGGUUGUAUUGAACUUUACCAAGAAAAGCCUUACGAUGACAUCACGAUCUCUCAGGCACCUGGUUUGACAAAUACUUGCUUGUGACUUGGUUUUUUCAGUUUUGAGCUUGCUAUCCAGGGAGCUGAGAUUUUUGUACAGGAGCCGGAAAUUGUUCCACAAGUUUGAUCAAGAUCACUUUAUCUCAGCAUCCAUCGGUCCCUCUUCAUUUUGUUAGUAUCUUUUUCUAAUAGGUUCUUUUUAUUAUUUUUAAUUAAUAAUUAUGUAAUAUAAUAUAUUUAUUUAUAUGCUACCUGCUUUCUUUGCUGAGCAUCUUCAUGAGUGCAA